This is a messenger RNA of Drosophila rhopaloa, 494 nucleotides long. RefSeq lists its product as uncharacterized. The record is from RefSeq and is a predicted model, not a curated record. The transcript is spliced from 2 exons. Bases 106 to 306 code for a protein of 66 amino acids. Lineage: Eukaryota; Metazoa; Arthropoda; Insecta; Diptera; Drosophilidae.
UGUCAUAAAUUCACAAGAGUACUACAGAGAUCGAGCAUUCCAAAUUGAGCACUCGUGUUUUAUUUUUUAAAAUUUCCAAUACCCAGCUGUGGCAGAGGAAGUAAAAUGGACGGGUGCCACAACGACAUCUUAGCCCCCCUCAUCCUGGCCGUCAUGGUGGCCAAUGGACAUCCGCUCACCCUGGACGAGAUCGUCGACGGUGUGACGGAGGUGAUCAACUCUCAAACUGAGCUGGCCAAUGUUUCGGAAAAUAUUGGCGACGUAAAGCAUGGCCGCAAGAUGUUGAGUCCUAGAAGGAAAUGUUAAGCAGAACUCACCAUCUGCGUUAUUGACUAAAUUCGUAGAGCAAUUUAAUCGAAAUAAACUUCACAUUUAAAAUCAAAGCUUCUCAUGUUACUUCUUAAAGCAAAGUCUAUGUUUGAAGCUUAGAAGGAGGUGCGGUUUAUAUUUUUGGAGGAGGUAAACGAAGCAGAAACACGUGUGGAAAAUGUAAG